AUGUCACCCACCAAACAAGGUCGCAAAAUCGCCAUUGUCGGCGCGACAGGAUCAGUCGGCACCCCAACCCUCGAGGCCCUUAUCGCCCAGGGAAUCCACACCAUCACCGUCAUCACCCGCCCUGACAGCUCCAACAAAGUCCCCGAAGCCGGCGUAGCCCGCGUCGAGCGCGGCGUUGCGUCCGACGCCGACUUUGCCGUCCGCGUCCUCAAGGACCAGGAUGUGCUGCUGCUGCAGCUAGGCGUGGGCGCCAUGGGUGACCAGCCGCUGUGGGUCGAGGCCGCUGCCAAGGCCGGCGUGCCGCUUGUGGUCCCGACCGAGUUCGGAAGCGACCCGGACCCGGAGUCGCGCAUCGUUAAGGAUGUUCCCAUGCUCAGCGGCAAGAAGCCGGUGCGCGACCUGAUCGAGGAGCGCGGCAUGUCGUGGUUCGCCAUCGUCAACAACCCGUGGUUCGACUGGUCGCUACCGCAGGGACUCUGGGGCUUCGACGUCGCCGCCCGCACGGCCAGGCUGUACAGCGGCGGGAAGACAAAGUUCCCCACGACAAACAUCGGGACGGUCGGCAAGGCCACGGCGGGUCUGCUGUCGCUGCCCGAUGCGGAGCUGACCAAGUUCCGUAACAAGCCAGUGUUUCUCAAAUCGUUCUACAUCACGCAAAGGGACGUCUUGGCCAGUCUGCUCAAGGCGACUGGGACGGAGGAGAAGGAUUGGAAGAUUGAAGAGGUCGACUCGGACCAGUUCAUCGAGCAGGCGGUCAAGGCGGGUGGGCCCGAGUUCUUUGCUGCAUUUUAUGCCAUGCACAUGACGGAGGGACGGGGAGGAGACUACAGCCACAAGAUUGGGAACACGAUGGAACUGCUGGGGGCAGUUGAGAAGGAGACUCUCGAUGAGACUGUGGCGAGGGUUGUAAAAGGCAUUUAA
This is a messenger RNA of Pyricularia grisea, 921 nucleotides long. RefSeq lists its product as uncharacterized. Gene Ontology annotation, molecular function: oxidoreductase activity. The transcript has a single exon. The record is from RefSeq and is a predicted model, not a curated record. Lineage: Eukaryota; Fungi; Ascomycota; Sordariomycetes; Magnaporthales; Pyriculariaceae. Bases 1 to 921 code for a protein of 306 amino acids.